This is a messenger RNA of Morus notabilis, 2531 nucleotides long. RefSeq lists its product as uncharacterized. NCBI's taxonomy places the organism in Eukaryota, Viridiplantae, Streptophyta, Magnoliopsida, Rosales, Moraceae. Gene Ontology annotation, biological process: DNA damage response. The transcript is spliced from 12 exons. Bases 143 to 2257 code for a protein of 704 amino acids. The record is from RefSeq and is a predicted model, not a curated record.
GUACCGUUUCUGCUACAGAGAGAGAGAGAGAGGGGCAGAGAGGGGGAGAGAGAGAGAGAGAGAGAGAGAGAGAGAGAGAGAGAGGAGAAGCAACGCAACGCAAGUGAAUGAAUGAAAGCAAGGAAGGAAAGGAAAGGAAGCAAUGAACGAAGAAGAAGAAGAAUGGGACCCUGAUUUCCUUGACCAACUCAUCCAUGUUGAAGAGCUCGCCCUCUCCUCUUCCUCUUCCACCGCCUUCCCUAACCCAAACCCAAACCCAAACCCCCCUUCUCAUUCUGACUCCCUUCUCCCUCCUCCGCCGACUAACCACCAACACCACCAACCGCCGCCUCUCCCGCCCGUCACCUACUCCCCCCCUCGCGAGCUCUCUAAGCGCCCGCCCCCCUCUUUCACUCCCGCUUCUUCCGCCGCCCUCGAUCACAAAGACCUUGAGAUUCAGCGCUUGCAGAGGGAGCUCGGAUGCGUGUCGAAGCAGCUUUCGAAUUUGAAACAAGAGUGCUCUGAACUAAGAAAGGAGAGAAACAAGAAAGAUGGACAACUUAAUAACACAUCUUCCACAAACGAAGAAAAAGAUACAGGUCUUUGCUAUCCAAAAUGCACAAAUUCGGAUAGAGAAUACGAAGCUCUUGGUGUGGGCCAUCCUGGGAUUUCUCGACAAUCUCCGAAUGUUGUAUCCUCAACUACAUCAAGCUGUAGAGCCAUCAGAGUUCAAGCAGAUGUUGCUGGGGUUUGUGCCGAAGUAUUCUUAAAUGAUGAUCUGCCAACUCAUCAGGAUCUCUCCAAGAAGUUGCUAGACAUUUGGGGUUUGCCAAAAAUCCCAACAUUGGGAAGGAAUCUAAUUUCUAAUCUACUUGUGGCUUGCCAAACAGAUCUGCAUGUUCUGUUUGGGUUUAUGGAUAUGAAUUUUUCUGUCAAAUUAAGAAUGGACUCUCUAGUAUGUGAGAGCUCUGCUUCAGUUUCACAGUACCAUUUGCAAUCAUGUCAUACAUUGGAAGCUACAAAAGUGUCGCAUUUCUAUUCCGUGUUGACAAAGAUCAAUACUGGAAUGGCACAACUGGAGGCUUUGUUGAAACCGUUGCUGGAUCUUUGUAGUGUUGAAAAUGUUGUCAUUGUUCAUAGAUCUCUUCAUAUACUGCAUAUAUUUCUGCAGCACCUGUUGAGUUUCGAAAGAAAAUCUGGAGAAAGGGAAAAUAUCAUGAUUGAGGGACUUUGCUCUGGGAACGGCGUUCUAAAUCCUUGUGGAUCUGGAGCUUCUACAGGGAUGGACACGUUUUCUGUCAGCAAGCACAGGACAUCCUUCACUGGCUGUGUGCCCUUUAGUACUAAAUUACUUGAUGCUGAAACUUCAAUCGAGAAGGAACCAUGGUAUCCUGGUUUUGCAAUUUCAGUUUCUCGGAUAGACUGGCUGUCACUUUUCGAAUUAGUGCUUCAAAUUGCCAUGAGAAAAACAGAAGAAAUUGUAAGGGUAGAAGCUGUGUCUAUUAUGAACAUUAUUCUAAUAAGAAGUAAUGCUUAUACAGAGAGAGAGAAGUUUGGCAAUGCCCAGGUGUUUGGAAGUAUCUCUCAAUUGCUCAAAAAGGAAGCUGGCUUGCAAGUGCAGAAACACUCGAUUCAGCUGCUCUAUCUUCUAUUAAAUUGUCCAAAACUAUUGUUCACGUUCUGCUCUGGUUGUAUGGAGGGAGGAUCUGCCGGUUUCAUGAAUGACACCACAGAAGAAACUUCAGCUUUUCACAAGUUCACUUUAACCCUUCAGAGCUUGGCAGAUUGUAUAUCUUGCGCUGGAAAUGGUAUAGAGGAGUUGAAGCUUCGAAGGAAUGCAAUUGUUUUGUUGGCUUUCUUGGCUUCAUCUGGAGAAUCUGGCUUUGAUAUUCUUGUUAGUCAUAAGCUACCUAAAGAUGCAAACUUUCUUAUGCUAAUUUUGCAAGUAUUGGUGUCCGAGAUGGAUAUAGAAGCAACUGCUAUUGCGAACUCCCCAGAAGUAUUUAAAGAGAGGACCUUGCUAAUGCGAGAGGCUCUGAUACUUCUAAAUAGACUUGUAUCAAACCCUGCAUAUUCUGCUACCGCCUUGCAAUUGUUGACAAAAAGCAGAGAUAUGGCUAGCUUGGCCAUUGAUAUUGCAAACCGGUUGUCGAGAAAAGAUCAAACAAAUGACCAGUUUGAUGGCAUGGUUAAGCUGAUAAGGAAGUCUGAAAUUGUCGACUUAGCUCGAGUUUUUAAAAAACGGGUUUUCACAUAUAUGGGAGAUUACAUGUCAUAGAACAUCUUGUGUUGACCCGAGAACUUUGUAAAUUUUGAUUUAUAGUUGAUUUUAGUCUUUAAAAUAGCCAUUGGAGACUGCAGAAUUAGGGCUUUUUUGUUUGGACGGGUAGCUCUAGUUGAUUUUGAUGCGCUGCUAAUAGGCGCCUUUGAGCUAUUAAAAUUUUGAGAGGCUAUAAACGUUUUACAUAAAUGGUCUUGAGAGUACGCAGAUUAAUUCCUGAUUAAUGUCAUUGUACUUUUUUAUAUAAAAAAGUUUACUUGUGUAAAUUAUA